AUGCUGGGAAUUAAAAAUUCAGAUGUCGCUAUCGAUAAUUGCAGGCAGGAAAAGACGGAUGACCACGACGACUUCCAUCCUGAUCCUGACAAUGACAAAAGUCCCCAUGGCAUACUAGACGCUGAUAGCAGUCAUCUACUACCCACCGCCCUUUAUCCCCCCGACAAGGGCUUCCGAGCCUACAUGUGCAUCUUCGGCGCCUUCUGGGGCAUCUUUGCCUCCUUUGGCUACGUCCUCGUCAUCGGCAUGUUUGAGGAAUACUACCAAUCCCACCAGCUCAAGACCUAUUCCGCCUCACAAAUCUCCUGGAUCUCCUCCCUCCAGACCUUCUGCAUCGUCUUCUUCGGCGUCAUCGUCGGCCGCGCAUACGACAUCUUUGGCGCAAAACCAAUCAUGAUCCCCGGCACCUUCCUCAUGGUCGUCGGCAUCAUGACAACCUCGAUCUGCACUCAAUACUACCAAUUCGUCCUCUCGCAAGGCCUCUGCACCUCCAUCGGCGCCGCAAUGGUCUUCAACCCCUGCAUCGCCUCCGUCUCGACCUGGUUCAUCCGCCGCCGCGCGCUCGCCCUCGGCGUCACAAACUCCGGCGCCUGCCUCGGCGGCAUCGUCGUCCCCAUCCUCUUCCGCACGAUCGAGCUCAAGGCCGGCUUCGGCUGGGGCGUGCGCUCGCUCGGCUUCCUCAUGCUCUUUUUCUCCGUCGUCGCGUGCUGCACCGUUUCCUCGCGCUACGCUCCACCUGGCCGCCAGCCCAUCCGCUUCACGCACACCUACGUCCGUCCGUUCAAAAACAAGACAUUCGCGACUCUCUGUCUCAGCAUCUUCCUACUCUACUGGGGCUACUACAUCCCCGUGAACUACAUGUCCACCAACGCCAAAGCAAACGGCUUCUCCUCCACCCUCGCAAUGUACCUCACCUCCGUCUUCAACGCCGGCAGCCUCGUAAGCCGCAUCGGCUUCGCCUUCCUCGCCGACUCGCUCGGCCGCACAAACGUCUUCAUCGUCUCCCUCCUCGCCACCGCGAUCCUCACCGCCGCGCUCUGGAUCCCCGCCACAUCCCACGCCGCAAUCAUCGCCCACGCCGCCCUGUUCGGCGUAACCUCCGGCAUCGGCGUCACAGUCUGGCAGCCGCUUGUCGCAGAGAUCUCGCCCCCGGACGAGGCUGGCGCGAGGCUGGGGAUCGUCAGCGCGUGUCUGGCUUUCGCGGCUUUGUUUUGUAUGCCGGUCGGAGGCGCGAUUAUCUCGUUGAGUGGAGGGGAGUAUUGGCAGUGCGGGUUGUUUGCUGCGCUAAUGUUGUGCGCUGGCGCGGUCGUUGCUCUUGCGGCUAGGCAGAUGAUUACGGGGGGCAAGUGGCUUGUAAAGCGAUAG
Messenger RNA from Myxozyma melibiosi, 1365 nucleotides. Its product is annotated as major facilitator superfamily domain-containing protein. The record is from RefSeq and is a predicted model, not a curated record. The transcript is spliced from 2 exons. Gene Ontology annotation, molecular function: transmembrane transporter activity. NCBI's taxonomy places the organism in Eukaryota, Fungi, Ascomycota, Lipomycetes, Lipomycetales, Lipomycetaceae. Gene Ontology annotation, cellular component: membrane. Bases 1 to 1365 code for a protein of 454 amino acids. Gene Ontology annotation, biological process: transmembrane transport.